AUCUUAGAUGUGGGAAACGCGGCGAAAAGUUGUGAACGCUAAGUAGUGGGUUAAGAAAUGAGAAUCUGUAAUAAUCCAUAAAACGCGUAGUUGCUCAACUUUUAAAUUAAUUCAUAAUGAUUCUAAAAAAACUUGUUGUAUUGUUUCUUGUAAUUUUACCUGUUGUGAUAUAUUCAACUAGCAACGGAUUUGUAAAUGCUGAUAUUGACAUUCCUGACGAUGAUGAAGAAUCGGAAGCAGAUGUAGAAGAUUUACAACCAGAUUCAGAUAGUGCUGUGAUAGGCAAGGGUGAUGCAUUGGAUGAAGAGUCUGAUGACACUGCUCUGAAAACUUCACCUGAUGCCGAUACGACCUUUAUCUUUACGCAACCUGCUGGAUUAGGAUUAGAAUUACCUGCUGGAAAAGAUGUCCAUUUCUUGGUUGGUUUUGCAAAUCGAGGCUCAAAAGAUUUUACAGUUGAAGCUAUGGAUGCAUCCUUCCGCUACCCAUUAGAUUUCACUUUCCACAUUCAAAACUUCAGCACCAUUCCAUAUAAUAGAGUUGUUAAGCCAAAGCAAGAAAUCUCUCUCUACUAUGCAUUUUAUACCAGUGAAACAUAUAGUUCCCGUCCUUUUGGCUUAGUUGUUAACUUGUAUUAUAAAGAUUCUGACGGUCGUCAGUAUUUAGAUGCUGUAUUUAAUGAAACUAUCACCAUAGUAGAAAUAGAAGAAUCCCUUGAUGGAGAAACGUUUUUCUUGUAUGUUUUGCUAGCAGCUUGUGCAGUUCUUAUUCUAGUUGCAAUACAGCAAUUUUUAGUUUCAUUUACGAGAAAGAAAAUAUCUUCAGGCCAAAAAAUUGAAACAGGGACUCAAAAUCAUCAAAAUGAUGUAGAUUAUGACUGGUUGCCUAAAGAAACUUUAAAUGAACUUAAUAAAUCUCCACGGAGAGCUGAGCGGUUAUCACCGAGAAAGCCAAAACAAAAUCAGAAAAAUGCACAGACUUCUCCAAAGCAGCAAACUCCAAAAGAAUUCAAUCAGAGGCGAGCAAAACGAGGAGUUGGUGUUAAAGAUGAAUGAUAGAUUUUAUAUAUGUGCAGUUGAACAUAAGUUGUAUUGCCAAUUUGUGUUAAUUAAAAUAUGGAAUGUGGUUUUUUAAA
Stegodyphus dumicola is the source of this 1135-nucleotide messenger RNA. RefSeq names its product signal sequence receptor subunit 1 l(1)G0320. NCBI's taxonomy places the organism in Eukaryota, Metazoa, Arthropoda, Arachnida, Araneae, Eresidae. Gene Ontology annotation, cellular component: endoplasmic reticulum membrane; endoplasmic reticulum. The record is from RefSeq and is a predicted model, not a curated record.